This is a messenger RNA of Paramecium pentaurelia, 330 nucleotides long. The record is from the annotation of a GenBank genome assembly. Lineage: Eukaryota; Ciliophora; Oligohymenophorea; Peniculida; Parameciidae.
AUGGAUUUACAAGUUCAUCCAACUCUUUUAUUUAUAUUUAUUCAAAAACACUAUUUAUGUAAAAUUUAUAAAUAUCUAACCAUAAUAUUUUAAGUUAUAAAUUAUGGGGAAAUUUUUUAUGGAAUAAAAUUUGAUUAAUUCUUUAAUAAAUUAUUUUAUUUUUUUUAAGCUUUAAAAAUAAAAAAUAUAGGUGGAGUUGCUUAAUAACAGCAUCAAUAUUCAAAUGUUUUAACUGCCAAUUUUCAAAUAUCUUAGCAUCAAAAAGCUCUAUUUUUGAAAUUAACAGUGAAUAUAGCCAUCUUAGAUUAAAAAUAUCAUUAGUUUAAUUGA